AUGACGACAGCAUGCCAGUUUCUCGUAAUCAAUUCCGGUAUCACUCCCAUCUACGUUCUUACACUUGCCCACAUAAAUUUCAAUACGCGGUCUUUGCGUAUAAAUAGCUUGGAGCCGUAUCGAUACCGCUUGUCCUUCAUAAACAUUCGAGUGGCGUUGCGCUUCGACGUGGCAGGAAGCACGCCUUCAUCAAACGAAAAGAUGGCUGGUAGGGUCCACCGUGCCAAGAAGCGUUCUUGGAUCUUGUCCACGUCAGGACGCAGUUUUCAUUGCGUAUUGCGGCCGUGCUCAGCAGUGUUGUCCACGAAGUGA
Phytophthora infestans T30-4 is the source of this 312-nucleotide messenger RNA. RefSeq lists its product as uncharacterized. The record is from RefSeq and is a predicted model, not a curated record. The coding region runs from base 1 to 312 and encodes 103 amino acids. Lineage: Eukaryota; Oomycota; Peronosporomycetes; Peronosporales; Peronosporaceae. The transcript is spliced from 3 exons.